AUGGCACAGCCCACAGGCUUAUCGACAUUGAAUUCGGCUAGUAUAUUUCCUGUGCCAGCUAACACCAGCCGUGCCUCGCCGACAGUCAAGAUGGGUGCCCUCAAGUACGUCGAAGAGCUUCAGAAGAAGAAGCAGUCUGAUGUCCUGCUCUUCCUUCUCCGAGUCCGCUGCUGGGAACUCCGUCAAUUGAACGUCAUCCACCGCGCCUCUCGUCCUUCCCGCCCCGACAAGGCCCGCCGUCUCGGUUACAAGGCCAAGCAGGGUUAUGUCAUCUACCGUGUGCGUGUCCGCCGCGGUGGCCGCAAGCGACCCGUGCCCAAGGGUGCCACUUACGGCAAGCCCACCAACCAGGGUGUGAACCAACUCAAGUACCAGCGAUCUCUCAAGUCCACUGCCGAGGAGCGUGUUGGCCGCCGCUGCGCCAACUUGCGCGUUCUCAACUCGUACUGGAUCAACCAGGACUCCACCUACAAGUACUACGAGGUCAUCCUCGUCGACCCUCAGCACAAGGCCAUCCGCCAGGAUCCCCGCAUCAACUGGAUCGUCAACCCCGUUCACAAGCACCGCGAGUCCCGUGGUCUCACCGCCACUGGCAAGAAGUCCCGCGGUCUCAACAAAGGUCACCGUUACACCAAGACCAAGGCUGGUCGCAGAAAGACCUGGAAGAGACACAACACCCUCUCUCUCUGGCGCUACCGAUAA
Messenger RNA from Xylaria bambusicola, 702 nucleotides. RefSeq names its product 60S ribosomal protein l15. The coding region runs from base 1 to 702 and encodes 233 amino acids. Gene Ontology annotation, cellular component: cytosolic large ribosomal subunit; ribosome. Gene Ontology annotation, molecular function: structural constituent of ribosome; RNA binding. Lineage: Eukaryota; Fungi; Ascomycota; Sordariomycetes; Xylariales; Xylariaceae. The record is from RefSeq and is a predicted model, not a curated record. Gene Ontology annotation, biological process: cytoplasmic translation. The transcript is spliced from 4 exons.